Diospyros lotus (date-plum) is the source of this 753-nucleotide messenger RNA. Its product is annotated as protein ENHANCED PSEUDOMONAS SUSCEPTIBILITY 1-like. The transcript has a single exon. Bases 64 to 753 code for a protein of 229 amino acids. NCBI's taxonomy places the organism in Eukaryota, Viridiplantae, Streptophyta, Magnoliopsida, Ericales, Ebenaceae. The record is from RefSeq and is a predicted model, not a curated record.
AAUUUCCCCUCAUGUAACAUAGCUUAUGCGAAUAGAAUUUCCCUAAUGUAACAUAGCUUCUGCAUGACUCUAGUCUCUGCUCAUUUUAUGUCUUCUGGGCAGUGCUGCAGAGAGAGCCUCGGUCGUGCCGUGCAUCACAGUGUGGAACAACACAUGGCGGAAACACUACGGCUAGUUAGGCUCAUCUCCACCACUACGGUCGGAGCAGCGGCCUGCAGCCCAGAAGCUCAAUCGCCCCACCGGAUAGAGCUAACUCCAUGGGAUCUCCAGCUUCUUCAGCUCGGCCCCAUCCAGAAGGGCCUUCUCUUUCUCAAACCACCCACUCCAUCCCCACAACACCAACACUUUCCUGUUGUUCAGCAUCUCAAGCGCUCUCUCUCUCGCACCCUCGAUUUCUUCCCUAUCCUCGCCGGCCGCCUCGGCGUCUCCCACAACGCCGACGGCACUUCCUCCUUCUUCGUCGACUGCAACAACGCCGGCACCGACUUCGUUCACGCGGUCGCCGAUAACGUGACCGUCGCCGAUAUCCUUGAGCCCGUGUUCGUGCCUCGGAUUGUCCACUCUUUCUUCCCUCUCAAUGGUCUCCGAAAUAUCCAUGGAGUUUCCGAUCCCUUGCUGGCCGUUCAAGUAACCGAGCUCGUCGAAGGAGCUGUGGGAGACGCCGAGGCGGCAAACACUGGAGGAACUAGGCAGCAAACACUGGCCGUUCAAGCAAACACUGGCCGUGAUGAAGGAGCUGGAGACGAAAGUUAG